Messenger RNA from Nylanderia fulva, 1512 nucleotides. Lineage: Eukaryota; Metazoa; Arthropoda; Insecta; Hymenoptera; Formicidae. The record is from RefSeq and is a predicted model, not a curated record.
AUACCGUCCAUUUCGACACAACAAUGGCUGGCCCCGUAGUUACGUGCACAUGUGCAGUCUGCUCGAAAGUUCGCGUAACGAUCCAACAAAUCUUCAAUGUACUAGAUAUAUACAGCUGGUUAUUGGACUCGUAUGUUGUGGAUUUCUUCCAGGAACAAUUGUGGGAAAGGCUGCCGAAUAGUUGGAAGAACGUUCUGCAAGACGUGUCACCUGAAGAGUUCGGGAGAUGGUUAGCUAAUGACAUCUCGUGCAAACGCGUAUGGCCGCUGUCAUUGCUUGCGCUUCGGCAGACAACGAAAGAUUUGCAAUUAAACAGAGAUUAUCGAGAUGACGAAAGUAUUUUACGAUGCGACAGAGCAAAAGAAUUCGAAUGCAAUUCGAAGAAUUUUAUCGUGGAAAAUAAGAAUGACAUACACGUCGCUUUGAAGAAACAUAAUAAUCUCUUUCUAAAACAUGUUAAGAUAAAAAAACGACAUGAGAUACAACAGAUAGCACAGAUAUGUGCAGAUUGCGCACAAAAAUCCAAUGCAAGAUGUAUUGUGGAUAUUGGAGCAGGAAUGGGUCACUUAGCUCGGUCAUUAGCAUUCAAACAUAACUUAUGUGUAAUAUGCAUUGAACAAGAUGCAGAAUUGUCACAGCAAGCCAGAAAAUGGGAUCAAGAAUUAUUAAUCUCCUUAUCUAAACAUUUGCCUAACUUGUCAGUGAAUUUUCCACAACAUGUGUCAAUCAAACUGGAAAGUACUAAUUCUGAUCAAUCUGAGACAAUUAAAGAUAUACAAAUAUUUUCCAAGGAUUUUAAUCUAAAUGAAAAAAAAUCAGAAUUUGGCAUUGUGGGAUUACAUCCGUGUGGAGAUCUUGCAGCUACAUUAUUGAAGCUUUACACAUCUCAACAUGAGACAAGAUUCAUUUGCAUCGUUGGAUGCUGUUAUAUGAAAUUAACAUUGGAAUAUCCAAUGGAUGUAUCAAAUGGGUAUCCACUAAGUAAAUAUCUGUUAUCAUUUUCAAACUACAAGUUGUCGUAUACAGCAUUAGAAGUAGCAUGUCACGCUAUCGAAAGUUACUGUGAUAAACUGAAAACUGGGAAUUACAAAGAUUUAAUAGUGCACGCUUAUAGAGCUGUCUUGGAAACUAUUUUAAUGAAACAAGACAAACAAUUAUGUCACACUCAAGUGAGGAAUGUAAAGGUGACAAAUUCUAUGACAUUUAAACAAUAUUGCAUGGCUGCAACUGCAAAUUUCGAAGUGCAUCAUCAAAUUGAAGAUUUAGAUUUUCAGGAUUCACAAAUAAUGUUUUAUCUAAGUCAAUGGAAGCAUAUUGUAAUAUUCGGCGCAUUACGAACGAUGUUGGCGCCAUUAGUGGAAACUAUUGUAUUAUUGGACAGAUUUCUAUAUUUAUCAGAAAAUCAAUUAUCUCCCGUAUUGAAACCUAUCUUUGAUGCAAGAUUGUCUCCUAGAAACUUUUUAUUGUACUCAAUGAAAAAUAUCGAACAAUCACUUUAUAUCUGAAUCUUAU